Messenger RNA from Galleria mellonella (greater wax moth), 2292 nucleotides. Its product is annotated as armadillo repeat-containing protein 6 homolog. Gene Ontology annotation, molecular function: protein binding. The coding region runs from base 111 to 1514 and encodes 467 amino acids. Gene Ontology annotation, biological process: hematopoietic progenitor cell differentiation. Lineage: Eukaryota; Metazoa; Arthropoda; Insecta; Lepidoptera; Pyralidae. The record is from RefSeq and is a predicted model, not a curated record. The transcript has 9 exons.
UAUAAAUUUCAAAGCUAUUUAAACCGCGUGUUUUUAUUUUUAAUAUUUAUUAAUUAAUUAAUAUAAUUAUCACAUAUAAAAUUAACAAAGAUAAAUUCCAUAUUUAAAAAAUGGUACGAGUUAUAACUCAAGAGACUUACGAUGAUGUGGUUAAGGAGAAUAUCGAAGAAUUCGAUAUGUCCCCCGAAGAAGCUGUAAAGGAGGCGAUAGCACAAUUUCAAGCUCAGGGUGUUGACUUAUCAAACAUAAUAAAAGAUAUGGUUCUUGGGUCUGGUGAAGAACAUGUAGUGACUGCAACUGUAAACAAAUUACGAGAUCUCUGCAGCAAUCCAGAAUAUGAUGAUCAAAUGGUUCUCCAAGAACUGGCUGCACUUAAGACAGAAUGCAACAAAGACAUCGCGCACAGAGUAAAAGCUGGCAAAGAGGGUGCAUACACAAUAUUAUUAGAUUUCCUAGAAGCAAGACUGAAGGUCUAUCUACAGAAUGAGAAUGAGACCAGUGGUAGAUUUAUUAUAAGCGUUCUAAAUACACUCACUUCCUUGAUGGAUACACAACCAGACUUGCUCGAUGCUAGGGGAAUUGAUUUAAUUAAAAGUUUGUUAGAUAACGUAAAAAACGGCGACAUAUUAAUAGCGACGCUCAAGUGGACGUCCAACUGUUGUACAAAACACGAGAUGAACAGACAAAGAUUGUUUGCAAAGAAGAUAGCGGACAAUCUACAGUUGCUUCUUAAACAAAAGAACAAUAUUAAGCUAGCCGUAGCGGUUAUGCAAGUCGCUCGAAAAUUCAACUUGGACGAUGACGUUAGAGUUGAAUUCGGCAAAGCACAUGAGCAUGCGAAAGAACUCGCCAUUAAACUGGUGUUGCCCAUCACAGAUUAUUUAAAAGAUAAUUUGGAUGAAGAUAAAGUGGCCGAAUGUCUUAAAACCAUCGCGUCCUUACUUGUUCGAAACGAAUUUUGCUCUAUGGUGGCUGACGCUGGCAUAUGUGCUUUAUUGUUGACCAUUCUACUCAAACACAACCGUGAAGACAUAAUGCAGCAAGCUUGUAAGCUAAUAACAGCGUUGGCUGGUAACGACAAUGUUAAAAGAAAACUGAUGCAAGUGGAUAUAGCGCCAAUUGUGGUUUCUAUACUGUAUCGGCAUGGGAACAAUGCUAAGACGGCUGCACUGGCACUGAAAUGCAUUUCGUCUCUCACGCUACGCGAGGCGCCGCACGCAAUUACGUUUUUCUCGUGCGGCGCCGCCGACGCCGUGGUGUCCGCUAUGAAGAAUCAUCCAGAUGACGCCACUGUGCAGAAAAACGCUUGCUGGGCCAUCCGCAACAUGGUGGCCAGGUACCGCGACGAGAACUGCAAAUUCCACGAGCUCGGUGUCGAAGAGCUUCUCAACGAUGCGUACAAAAAGUUCAGCGGCGACUUUGGUUUCGAUAUAAAAUCCGCUUUAAGAGAUUUGGAAUGCGAUGUGAAACUAGAGGAACAGUGGAAAGGGAAGGGCGUUCAGAUGGAAAAAUAAACAAGACUAGCAGCCCACUCCGACUUCGUACGAGUUUUUUAAAUACAGCUAAUGUUAUUCGCUUACAAUGCAACUUUCUAUACAUGAAAGGAUUUUUAAUAUCGGCUUAAUUAUUAUUUUCUUAUUUUUUCAUUCCAAACAAUAAUUAGAUUUGUCCACUUUGUAAUAUCGUUUUAGACAAAUUUCAUUAUUCAGCAAGCAUAACAGCGAAAAAACUAAUGCUUCGCAAAAAAAUAUAACAAUCUCAAUCGUGACAAAACAGACCGAUGAGUAACGAUUUAUUUCGUAGACACAUUAGACACGAUACACAGAACAUGUGUCUACAAGUAGACACGUGUAUCUGUGUAUUCAACUUAAGUAGUCACAAUAAUAUGGGACCAACAUGGGAUGGCUUUUAUUCGAUUCUAAAAAGGAAUUAUUAAAAUCUGCAGGGAUUACUACUAUAAGUAUAUAUAUAUAUAUAUAUAUAUAUAUAUAUAUAUAUAUAUAUAUAUAUAUUACACCACCUCCAUUUAUAGAAUAGAAAAAAUAUGAAAAUGGAAUAUGUCAUCUUGAUCCAUUAACUUAUCUGUCACGCCUGUCUCCUAUUAGGGUAGGCAGAGACAAUAGAACGCCAUAUGCUUCAAUUCAAACAAGGUUAAUGUUAUAUUCUUAUAUAUUUAAUAGGAGGCCCUUAAAGGAGUCUCGGCUUUGUGAUACACGUAUCAAUUUUAAUAAUAUUGACCAAUUUUAUUUUAUAAAAAUAUUUAUUGAUUUCAAUAUAAAAUCUUUAUUUGGA